Strongylus vulgaris is the source of this 269-nucleotide messenger RNA. NCBI's taxonomy places the organism in Eukaryota, Metazoa, Nematoda, Chromadorea, Rhabditida, Strongylidae. The record is from the annotation of a GenBank genome assembly.
AUGCUUCAGCUUAGACAUCCGCAAAAACUGGGUGACAUUUGCGGUACAGAUGAGUCAACUCAACCCCGACAACUGGAUCAUCUCCAACCGGAAAUUCGUCGUCUCACAGUUCAAGUGCUCGAGAUUAUUAGUCAACAGAUUCAAAUCAUAGGUAUGCUCAUUUAUACUUAUUUGCUAAAAAAACGACUUCUUGCUCCGAAUAUGGUUCGAACUACGACCGCAAGGUAUGCUCGACUUUUGAAAGCAACUAUUUGCUCUAACUUAUGAUG